AUGCAUGAUUUGAAUCUGUCCGCAGCCGAAAUCGAAUGUUUUAAUCAGGUACGAAAUGCGAUUAGCAACGAAAUUCAUCCGAAGUACAAUACCCACUUCAAUAUCCUUCGCUAUUGUCAGUCGUGUGAAUUCAAUGCAUCGAAAACUAUUUAUAUGCUGCGACGACAUCUGCGUUUCCGUUCUGAGUAUGAGCUGGACACGAACGUUGGCGAGAAUCAACUAAGCAGUCUGCCGUGGCUUGAGGAAUACGCACCGUGGACAAUCGUUGGACCGAAUCGUAAAAAUGUCCAAGAGACAGAUCAUUUGAUCGUUGUAGAGCAAAUUGGUCAAAUCGACUCGCAUGGUUUACUCAAAGCGGUUGAAUACACCAAAUUUAUGCAUCAGCAAUUCAGGCGAAUGGAAAAACUCUUCAACGUCAUUCAUAAGUUAGAAGCUCAAACUGGUAAGCAGUGCCACGUUUAUUUCAUAUUCGAUGUGGACAAGCUAGAUUUCGAUCCAACACUGAUACCAAUUGUGACCGGACCGUUCCGAAACCUAUGGGUUCAAGUAUUGAAUCACUACAGACGAUGGGUCGAUCGAAUGUUCCUUGUGAAUGUGCCGACGUUUAUAAGUGUUUUAUGGACAGCAGUCUCACCGCUUAUUAGCGACGACAUGAAGGAAUAUCAGAUUGGUGAUAUUCACGGUGUUGCUCAGCCACGAUAUUAA
Molecule: messenger RNA, 705 nt
Organism: Anisakis simplex (herring worm)
Lineage: Eukaryota; Metazoa; Nematoda; Chromadorea; Rhabditida; Anisakidae
Source: the annotation of a GenBank genome assembly